Rhipicephalus microplus (southern cattle tick) is the source of this 789-nucleotide messenger RNA. RefSeq lists its product as uncharacterized. The record is from RefSeq and is a predicted model, not a curated record. NCBI's taxonomy places the organism in Eukaryota, Metazoa, Arthropoda, Arachnida, Ixodida, Ixodidae.
AUGAUACUCUCCCCACUUCCCAAACACCCAUGGAAAGCAAUAGGAAUCGAUCUUUUCUGUGUGGAUGGAGUUAACUACUUCGUGGUUGUGGACUACUACUCACGUUUCUUUGAAAUCAAGAAGCUGAAGCGUACCACCACACAGAACACAACUGAAGCACUGAGUCAGAUCUGCGCGCGCUUUGGGGUACCGGCUAUCAUACGAUCAGACAAUGGCCCUCAGUUUGCUUCGGCACAGUUCAAAGCGUUUGUCAAGCAAUGGGGAUCAAGUCACGUAACCAGCAGCCCCUACUUCCCUCAGAGCGACGGUGCGGCAGAAAAAACAGUUCAGACUGCUAAACAGCUGAUCAAGAAAUCGCCAAACAUCCACAAGGCUCUGCUCGCGCAUAGAUACACGCCAAGGAAAGAAGGAUUCACACCAGCGGAACUCCUCAUGGGAAGGCGCCUAAGAACUGACGUGCCCGUGGCACCACGCAUGCUGAGGCUACGGUGGAGCACCGUAGAAUUUACAAAACGAAACGAAGCCUACAGGAUCAAGCAGGGGCAACAAUAUAACCGGAGACAUAGGACCUUAGCAAGAGAUCCCAUUCAACCGCAGACAGCCGUCCGCAUUCUGUCUGGUGCUCCAAUAACAGGGAUUGUCAUUGGGCCAGCUCACACGCCUCGUUCAUGUGUGGUGAGCACACCUGGAGGUCUCACAAGACAUACCAGCAAACACCUCCAGCCGCUACAACCUGUGGCGACAACAAGUGGACGAACCGUGAGAGCUCCGAGUCGGCUUGACCUGUGA